AUGAAAAAAAAAUCUGAUUGGUUAUUAGCUGUUAUUAAAUUUAAGAAUGCUUAUUUUUUAUGUGAAUUUGAAACAGAUAUGCAAAAAAAAGAUGAACAAAAUAUGACACCUGAACAUCGUUCAUUUUGUUAUUAUGGUCACAAAUUUGAAGAAUAUGUUCCUAAAAAUAAUACAUCAACUGAAUCAUUAAAUCCUUCAAAACAAUUUGCUGGAGUAUUUCAAGCAACAAUAGGUUCUUAUCGUCUAUUAUAUGGUGCUGAAAUGGAUUGUGUAGUAGAAAAAUCAUCAUCGAUAACUGAACAUAUUGAACUUAAAGUUUGUGCUGGAAAAUCACUCGAUGAUCUACCAUUUAAACAUAAUCGAAAAUUUGCUAAAUGGUGGAUUCAGUGUUUUCUUGUUGAACAUGUUACAAAUGAAUACUCACAUAUUCAUAAAGAUGUUGUUCUAUUUCAUUUUUUACCGUCGUCUCAAACAAUUACAAUGACAAAAUCAUCUGAUUCAAAAUAUCAUUUUCUUUCUGAUUGGUUCUUCAAUCAAUUCAUUUAA
Rotaria sordida is the source of this 546-nucleotide messenger RNA. The record is from the annotation of a GenBank genome assembly. Lineage: Eukaryota; Metazoa; Rotifera; Eurotatoria; Philodinida; Philodinidae.